Messenger RNA from Hypanus sabinus (Atlantic stingray), 1724 nucleotides. RefSeq names its product alanyl-tRNA synthetase domain containing 1 (gene aarsd1). NCBI's taxonomy places the organism in Eukaryota, Metazoa, Chordata, Chondrichthyes, Myliobatiformes, Dasyatidae. The coding region runs from base 119 to 1354 and encodes 411 amino acids. The record is from RefSeq and is a predicted model, not a curated record. Gene Ontology annotation, molecular function: Ser-tRNA(Ala) deacylase activity; alanine-tRNA ligase activity; nucleic acid binding. Gene Ontology annotation, biological process: regulation of translational fidelity; alanyl-tRNA aminoacylation. The transcript is spliced from 12 exons.
AGUCUGUCCCUCGCAUCGACCCGUAUCUGGAUUUGCGCAUGUUCAGAGUGGAUGUUGAAGUGGAGUGUCCGCAUUAAUUUUUUUUAAGCUUUCAGAGGUAGUUGUACGGCUUGGCGCAAUGGUGUUUCAGUGUCAGAAACAAUCCUACUUGAAGGAGUUUGAGACUGCUGUGGAAUCAUGUACGCCAGCAGAGUUGAACACAAUACUUAAUGGGAAAAAGGAAACACUGAAAGGUUUCAACGUGAUCCUCGAGGACACAUUGCUAUUUCCAGAGGGAGGUGGGCAGCCAGAUGAUCGUGGGUUUAUUAAUGAUAUCCCUGUGUUAAGAGUGACACGACAAGGAGCUAAGGCUAUUCACUUUGUGCAGUCACCCUUGGAGCCAUUGUCUAAGGUUCAGCUGAAAGUUAACUGGGACAGACGAUUCGACCAUAUGCAGCAACAUUCAGGGCAACAUUUAAUUUCCGCCAUGGCAGAGUCAAUGUUUGGUUUCAAUACAACCUCAUGGGAGCUGGGUCAACAGCGCUGUUUCAUUGAACUGGACACGCCUUCUAUGACGGAUGAGCAGGUUCAAGCUUUGGAGAAGGCAGUAAAUGAGAAAAUAAGAGAGCACAUUCCUGUCAAUGUACGAGUCAUACCUGUGGAUGAUCCUGAAAUAAAACAGGCUAGUCAGGGUCUACCAGAUGAUCAUGUGGGUCCGGUGCGAAUUAUUGAUAUUGUAGGAAUUGAUGAAAAUAUGUGUUGUGGAACACAUGUAUCAAAUCUCAGUCACCUACAGGCUAUUAAAAUUUUGGGGAUAGAAAAAGGUAAGAAGAAAAAAAUAAAUUUGCUUUUCCUGGUCGGGAACAGAGUGCUAAAGUAUGCAGAGAAAAGUUUGACAGUGGAAAAGGCAUUGACAUCGCUUCUCAAAAAUGGACCAGGGCAACACGUUGAAGCUGUGGACAGACUGCAAAAAUCAGUUAAAUUGCUUCAGAAGAAUAACUUGAGUCUGCUCAGGGAUUUGGCUCUGUUGACUGCAAAGAACUUUAAAAGUGAUCCAAACAAAGGCAAGAUAUUUGUUUUGCAUAGGAAAGAAGGGGACAGUGAAUUUAUGAACAUUAUAGCAAAUGAAAUUGUCACUGAGGUCAUACUGCUGUUCUUAACAGUUGGAGAUGAAAAAGGAGCAGGAUUAUUCCUUUUGGCAGGUCAAGUGGAUGCUGUUGAAACAUUAGGAGCAAAAGUUGCUGGAAUCCUUGAUGGAAAAGGAGCUGGAAAACAAGGUCGUUACCAGGGGAAAGCAAACAAGAUGAGCAAACGUCCAGAAGUGGAAGCCCUCCUGCAGCAAUAUGUGCUCAUGAAGGGCAAAAAAGAGGAAUGAUUUACGGAGGAGGUUGAUGAAAAUUUAAAUGUUUGGCGUUUUAGUUUUAUUUGAAAAAUAUUUGCUCUUUAAAGUUAUACUUAUUAAUUUGUUAUUACUGUAUAUUUACUCUCACAUCCAACCUUGUAAGUUCAUUGUUAGUACCAAGUUGGUUCUAAAAGGAAGUGAGGUUACCUCAGGAAGCACUGUUUCUCCUUGGCACUAGAUUCAGGCUGUAUUUAUUCUGUAACUGUGAGUCAGAAUGAAUGAUGAAACUGUAAUCACUCCAUUCCUUACCAAAGUUUUGAUUGUGAUAUCCAGUUUAAUAAUUAAAAUGAUUCUGUCAUAAAUAAAGGUGGGAGUUUUUCUCUUGUAAAUGUAACCAAAUUUU